ACAGGAACCUGCUGCUCCCGUUGCCGUCGCUGCUGCUGUUGCCCCUACCACAAUGAUGCCUAGCGAGGGAAACGACAUGGAUAAAUCCAACAUGGUGAGCACAGGUCGUAUCCAGACAGUUCCAUUAAAGACUUUUACCACCCGAAUCUACAUUGACGAUGCCAAAAACCAUAAAGUGGUACAACUCACCAAUCUUUUGACAACAGCCAUGGUCGUACAAUAUUUAAAAAAGAAGGGUUUAGUGGAUCAAUCGGAUGAAUGGACUCUCUUUGAAAUUGCCAAUAGUCAUGGUGUUGAAAGACCGCUUCGUCAAUGGGAAAUCGUGCUUGAUAUUGUUAGUAUUUGGGAACCUGAUGCAAGUAAUGCUCUCCUAGUUAAAAAAUAUUCAUAUUAUUAUACUUUAACUUCAGAGAGCAUCUUUAAUAAAAAGAUUCCUCCAAUGCAUGGUUGGUUGUCCAUCGAGUAUAAAAAAGGGAAAUGGCAAAAGCGCUAUUGCUUUAUCAAGGAUAAUGCUAUACAUCAUGCCAAGGAUAACAAUAAGGGGUCAUCCACUUCGAUUUUAUGUCAUUUAGGAACUUACGAUGUCUACACUUUACUUUCACCUUUAAAACAAAGUCCAACUCCAUUUGUAUUUGCCAUCCGUGCACAAGAUCGAUCCAGCAUGUUUGAACGAGAAGGAGAUUAUAUGCGAUGUUUAGCAGUGGAGGAUCAAGAUGAAAUGAAAGAUUGGGUUUUAAGUAUCCGUGGUACAAAGAGUCAUAUCCAAUAUGGUUACCAUCCAAAUCGUAUCAUGAACCCAUUGGCCCAUAUCUCUCUCGAGGCUUCCUCUUCCGCUGAUGAACCUGCUUUACGUCGUCACAAAUCCACACGUGAAGCCGCGUCUCUGCCCAAAAGUGAAUCCACACGUCGCGUGGUGGAUGAAAAGCAACCGAUACAAAGAUCUCUGACAAGAAGUGGCACAACACGAGGCUCUCAGCGUAACCCAACCGUUUCCACCAGUACCGGUGCUGUAGAAGCCGCCUCUUCUACACCACUCGUUGACACCACGGAAGAAAGCACGUAUGUUAAGGGUUCUUUAUUAGCUAAAGAAGAACUGGCGGAUCGACACGAAGAACCACAAACGCUGAUCCAUAUUGAUGACCGUAUCAAGUUUGCUAAGGGCAGUUUACUAGACAAGAAAGAAAACCCACUUCCUACUACCGCUGUUUCCGGUGCAGCUGGUAAAAUGACGCGAUCCAAGAGUGUACGUGAGGUGAGUUCGACGACAGCUGGAGCCACAGAGGAUCAGCCUAGACGCCACAUGUCGCUAAGAAGAAAGCCAACGACGAGCAACAACAAUAAAAAACAUCAUGAUGUCCCACUUCCUAAUACAACAACGACACUUUCCUCAUCAUCAUCACCACCUGCUUACUCUACACCCAAUAGUACCUUACUUCGAUUAGAUGAUACACCCGAAAGAUUUCAUUCAAGAGAGUUACAUGGAAGACAUGUGAAACCUUUAUUAAAUUUCGAUUCAAAUGAAAAACCUACCACCACCCUCCAUAGAAAAUAAGCUCUUUUAUAUAUAUAUAUGCAUAUAUAUAUAAUUUUUUUUUUUUUUUUU
Molecule: messenger RNA, 1603 nt
Organism: Mucor mucedo
Lineage: Eukaryota; Fungi; Mucoromycota; Mucoromycetes; Mucorales; Mucoraceae
Exons: 5
Coding region: 53-1552 (499 amino acids)
Biological process (GO): signal transduction
Source: RefSeq, a predicted model, not a curated record